Molecule: messenger RNA, 3495 nt
Organism: Penicillium odoratum
Lineage: Eukaryota; Fungi; Ascomycota; Eurotiomycetes; Eurotiales; Aspergillaceae
Exons: 1
Coding region: 1-3495 (1164 amino acids)
Molecular function (GO): ATP binding; ATP-dependent chromatin remodeler activity
Source: RefSeq, a predicted model, not a curated record
AUGGCCUCCCGCGCGUCCAUGCUCUUGGAUCCCAAGGGCUACAAGAAACAACUUCAGCAACAGGGUAAUGAUUCCUUUUAUCCUUUCCCACCCUACUCUGACGCCACGAAAACCUCUCUGUUACCGCCAGAAACCAGUCCGGUGUUGCAGAUUGAGACUCAAGAAGAGCCACCGGCGUCUUUGUCGCUUUCUCCUUCACAUCCCUCGACUUUGAACUCGCUUGAACCCCACGGCUCACUUCUUCCUCUCUCAGGCCCUUCGAGUACAAAUAUCUCUACGCGCCCUUCCGUCCCCUCCAUCGCGCCACCGGGAACCUCCCCGGCUGUGCAAUUUUCCGCCACCAUUCCGCGCAAGCUGUCACCCAAGGACAUGCCUGUGACAUCGAGUCCCGCGCCGAGUGACGGGCCGAACCCGGAAUCGAACGUGACCGUGAUGUUCACCAGUGCUAAAGACGAUGACAAUGAGAGCGAUGCUAAGAGAAGCUACCAUGACAUGAGUGAGGACGAUGAGCGAGUACGUCCCCGCAGCAUGAUCGAGGAUAUUUACGGCGUCGAAGAACGCCGUCACCAACCGGUCAAAAAAAUGAAGGUGGAGGACACAUCCAAGCCCGGGACACCCAGUCAUCAGGUCAGGAAUACGGACAGUAGGGACCUGGGGGAGUUUAUGAGAAGAGAACGGACAAAUCACACCCCAUCUUCAGCUGCCGUGGGUGUUGUGGAUUUGACAGUGACCCCUCCGAAUGACAACGAUGAUGACGACCUUCAAUUCACGGGCAUCAAUGACCUCAGCACCCAGCGCGUUUGUUAUGGCAAGAUUGAAGGGGCUACGAUCCAGGCCAGCUUGGUGCCAACCCCAAGUUCCAUAUCACAUUUUCCUAAUCAGUGGCCCAUUAUCAGACUCAAUUUGCGCCGUGACCCAGAGGCAAAAGACUUCCGUAUUGCAGUCGCGGAUUCCCAUGGCAUUGUCUUCGGCUUCGUUGACCCAAGAACUGCUAAGGCCCUCUGUCCAUUACUUGACCAUCCCAAGAUACCGCUAGACAUCGCGGCGCGAUUAGACCCCCGGAUAAUCUUGCCAAAUGAGAUCCCCGGGCAACCUAUAUCGACUACUUAUCGGGCUUCGCUGAUUUUGUAUGGAGAGCGUCAAAGGGCACAGUAUGUUGGCCAACAUCUCAGUCAAAAUAAUAUCUGGCUUGGUGUCCCCCCUAUGGUGGAGAAGGGUACUCCGGUAUGGAAUCCCCACGACGAAAGGAGACGAGCACUGGCCGCAGCUGCAGCAACCAAUGGCACUAGCAAUCGUUCAGCGGUGAGAUACGAGACCCGCACAGCAGAAGAAGUCACCGACACAGUGACGAAAAUGUUCAAUCAGCUCGUAAGCGCGGAUGUUCCCAAGAUGGACCCUCCUGAGAGUGUGGUAACGCCUCUUCUUGACCAUCAAAGACAAGCACUGUGGUUUAUGACGGAGAAGGAAAAGCGGCGCAAAUUUGGGCCAGAGGAAGGUGACAAUAAUUCACUUUGGCGCCUCCAACGCGGCUCAAACGGCCAAGAGGAAUACAAGGAGAUCAUCACUGGCGCUGUAUCGGAUAGAGAACCUCUACAGGUCUUCGGUGGCCUGCUGGCUGACAUGAUGGGUCUCGGGAAAACUUUGAGCAUCCUUUCCUUGGUAAUGUCGUCACUGCGAACGGCGUAUGAAUAUGAGAAAAAGGCCCCGCCUAAAUUCCUGACCAGGGAAGUCCCCGGCAUACGAAACACCCGGACAACACUACUGGUGGCGCCCUUAAGUGCAGUGAAGAACUGGACUUUGCAGGUUGAGGAACAUCUGAAACCAGACUCGCUCAAGUUUUAUGUCUUCCAUGGAUCGAAUCGAACCACCAAGUUGAAGGAGCUUGCUAAUUACGACCUCAUUAUCACAACCUACAGCACAGUUCUUAGCGAGCUUUCACCGCGUAAUGCGCGUCCCGGGCGUGAGAGUCCCUUCAGGAAAAUGAACAUGUUCCGUAUCGUUCUGGACGAGGCUCAUGUAAUCCGGGAACAGAACGCUCAGCAGACCAAGGCAAUCCUCAGUCUUCAUGCGCAACGCCGUUGGUCUGUAACCGGAACCCCUGUUCAAAAUCGCCUUGAGGACCUUCAUUCCGUCCUAAGAUUCUUGCGCCUUGCCCCAUACGAUGACGGCACCCAUUUUAGGCAGUUCAUCCUGAGCCGUUUCAAGAAUGGUGACCCCACAGUUCUUACUAGUCUUCGGGUCCUCAUUGAUUCGUUCACACUGCGCCGGGUCAAAGACAGGAUCAAUCUUCCAGACCGAGAGGACCACACAGUUCAUCUUUCUUUCACUGAAAAGGAAGCGCAACUACAUGAGUACUUCCGUACCGAGUCCAACCAAAUGAUGGGUGUCCUUGUCGGCAAAAGCAAGACUAAAAUGGGAGGCCGCAUGUAUCAUCAUGUGCUGAAAGCAAUGAUGCUCCUCCGUCAAGUCAGUGCUCAUGGCAAAGAGCUCCUUGACCUUGAGGAUCGAGAAAGGAUCAAGGGUCUCAGUGUCAACGAUGCCAUCGAUUUGGAGGAGAAUGAAGCAGAUGAUGGCAAUUCAGCUGUCUUGGAGAAAAAGGCGUGUGGAAUGUACACGCUGAUGCAAGAGUCCAACGCCGAUAACUGUGCCAUCUGCGGAGAGCAUCUUGACGAGCCUAUUCGUGGCGGAUCCGGAGAUGUUGAUCGGGAUGCACAGAUGGCCAUUUUUCUGCCCUGCUUCGAUGUACUUUGUCCGUCUUGCUUCAAUGCCUGGUCCGAGUUUCAUGGCACCUCGGACGAACAAGUCCGGUGCAAAGCCUGUGAAGGCUGGAUCCCAAGGGCCUUCACCAUGCUGACACCGGGAAUCCUUGAGGUGUAUACUACCCGACAGGCUGAACAACGGUCCAAUCGCAAGUACGGCAAGGUACUUGGCGAUUACGAGGGACCCCAUACCAAAACCAAGGCCCUGAUCCAAUUUCUCCAGGAAAGCGCUGAUGAAAGCAAAGCUUUGGAGGGAGAGCCACCUAUCAAAAGUGUGGUGUUCUCCGCGUGGACCACCCAUUUGGAUUUGAUUGAGAUUGCUCUCAAGGAGAACAAUCUGGAUUCUUUCACCCGUUUGGAUGGCACAAUGACACUCGCGGCCCGCGGAAAGGCCCUGGAUGCCUUUGCCAAGGACAAUAACAUCACAAUCCUGCUAGCCACCAUCGGCGCCGGCGGUGUUGGACUGAACCUCACUUCCGCAUCCCGGGUCUAUAUCAUGGAACCCCAAUAUAACCCAGCUGCCGUUGCCCAGGCUGUAGAUCGCGUUCAUCGCCUCGGUCAAACACGUCCCGUGAAGACCAUCCAGUUCAUCAUGAAGAACAGUAUUGAGGAGAAGAUUCUAGAGCUGGCGAAGAAAAAACAACACCUUGCCGAUAUGAGUAUGAAUAGAGGCAAGCUGAACAAAGCAGAAGAUCAGGAGCAACGCAUGCAAGAAUAUCGGGGCCUUUUCAAGUGA